This is a messenger RNA of Belonocnema kinseyi, 2924 nucleotides long. Its product is annotated as annexin B9-like. The transcript is spliced from 7 exons. NCBI's taxonomy places the organism in Eukaryota, Metazoa, Arthropoda, Insecta, Hymenoptera, Cynipidae. Bases 128 to 1933 code for a protein of 601 amino acids. Gene Ontology annotation, cellular component: cytoplasm. The record is from RefSeq and is a predicted model, not a curated record. Gene Ontology annotation, molecular function: calcium ion binding; calcium-dependent phospholipid binding.
UUUUAGGAGAUAUAGUUCAGCAAAUGUUGAUCCAAUCAAUUAAAGUGAUUAUGAUUGUAUUUUUACGUUGAUUGCACUGAAUAUUAUACAUUUUCAUUGUUUCCUAAAAUCUAAGGGACCGCCAGUGAUGCCGUUCCCAGGAGAAAAACCACCGACAUCCUUCGGCCUUCCUCCAGGUGCACCCUCUGCUCCGAAUGCCCCGCCUUACCGCCAGGGUGGUAACGUAGGCUUCUCACAACUACACACAUCCUUCGGAAUGCCUCAACCUCAUGCCCCUUGUCCAUCAUCUAAUCCCUACCCUUCUGCUGUCUCCUAUCCUUCAUCAAAUCCUUACCCUACACAAAAUAAUUCUUGCCAAGGUCAAGGACCAACUCCAUCCUCUAUGCCUUAUCCACAACAGCCUCAUUCAUCUCCUUAUGAUCAACAAUCACAUCAACCAUCUGCUUACUCUCAACAACCACCUCAACCAUUUCCUUACCUGGAACAACCAUCUCAAUCAACUCCUUACCCUCGACAGCCACCUCAACCAUCUCCUUAUCCACAACAAGGAAUGCACUUGCCUUCAGGAAUGCCUCAUCCUCAGCAUCAGAGUAUGCCUCAGCAUCGUAGUAUGCCUCAAGGAAUGCCUCAUCCUCAAAACAUGCCUUCAAGUAUGCCCCAACAUCUUGGUAUGCCUCAAGGAAUGCCGCAUCCUCAGAACAUGCCAUCAAGUGUACCCCAACCAGCUAUGGGUCAACAGUCAUACAAUUCAUAUUCGCAACUUCAAGGAUCAGGAGUUUAUCCAACUCUACAAAGUGCAUCCAGUCCUUCAUACUGUUCCAAUUCUUCAUCUACUCUUAGUUAUCAAUCAAAUAUUUCGACUCCCUAUAGAGGCGAGAGCUGUUACGGGGGACAGGGGACUGGGGAUAAAUUUCCUUCAAACGCUGCUCUAAAGCCUUUCUCAACUAAUUGUGCUGCCCCAGCCCCCCGGAUAUCCAACGGCAAGCCCAAGGUUUCACCUACUGUUGUUCCGCAGGAGGACUUUGAUCCUCGAGCAGAUGCAGAAACUCUACGAAAGGCUAUGAAAGGAUUUGGAACGGAUGAAAAAGCAAUUAUAAAUGUUCUUGCUAAUCGCAGUAACAUGCAACGCCAGCAGAUUGAACUGCAAUUCAAAACUCUUUAUGGAAAGAAUCUUAUCAAGGACUUGAAGUCUGAGCUCUCCGGGAAUUUCGAGGACCUCGUUCUUGCUAUGAUGACCCCCUUGCCUCAAUAUUACGCAAAAGAACUGCACGACGCCAUGUCAGGCAUAGGCACUGACGAAAAUGUACUCAUUGAAGUUCUUUGUACCCUCUCAAAUCACGAGAUUCGUGUAAUUAAACAAGCUUACCAAUCCAUGUACGGAAAGCCACUGGAAGAUGAUAUAAUAGACGAUACUUCAGGAAGUUUCAAGCGUUUAAUGUAUUCUUUGUGCUCUGCCAAUCGAGACGAAUCCUUUUUUGUGAAUUCUGAAGCCGCUCGAGAAGAUGCCAGACAACUUCUUCAAGCAGGUGAACUGCGGUUCGGAACGGACGAGUCUACGUUCAAUGCCAUUCUCGUGCAAAGAAAUAUUGCCCAACUGAAUGAGAUUUUCCAAGAAUACGCAAACAUAACAGGACACGGAAUUGAUGAAGCCAUUGAGAAUGAAUUCUCGGGAGAUAUAAAGAAGGGUCUCCUUUCCAUUGUUAAGGUUGUAAAGGAUAGAGCUGGCUUCUUUGCUGAACAACUUUACAAAAGUAUGAAAGGUUUGGGAACGGAUGAUCGUCGUUUGAUUCGCCUGAUCGUUACUCGCUCUGAAAUAGACCUGGGAGAAAUAAAACAUGCAUUUAUGGAAAAAUAUGGAAAGUCUUUAGAAGACAUGAUAUCAGGAGACUGUUCAGGACACUACAAGAAAUGUUUACUGGCACUCGUUUCGUAAAAUACGAUCGGAUUGACUGAUUAAUCAUCUUCAUUCUAUCAGUAAAAUCGGUUAUCUUGCAUUUACAAGUUUCAAUGUAUAGAUCUAAGUAGAAGAAUUCCAUGAAGAAUUUUAGUGACAGAUGAAGUAAGUAAAUAAAGACGACGACAAGGAAAGUAAGUACAGUGCCUAAUCAUGGAAACCCUAUAAAAACCAAUUAAAAAUUAAAAAGGAGCAAUACGUUGAAAAUGUUAAGAAUAACUUAGUAGAACUCUUUUUCAGUCUUUUUUAUUGUACGAUAUUGCCUCGUACAAUUGUGUUACAUAUAAAUCCUAUUAUGUGCAAUUAUACAUCAUAAAAACUGGUAUGGUAUCCCAAAAAAGCUAAGAAACAUUAAGAUCGUAUUUGCUACUUCUCUAUUGUCUCGAUCUAAAAUUAUCAUGUUAUGGAAAUUCUUACAGCAGUGCCAAUGACGCUUCCAUAUUUCCUAUUUUUAAAUUUAUAUAUCUAUUUAUAACAUAUUUUUAAAUAUUUAUACUACCCAGGAAAAAGAAUACAAAAAAUAUUAAAUUUUACAAAAAAACAUUUCAAUCGAAGAAUUUAAGAAUGACGAUGCACGCGAAUUGUGUUCUACCGGUUUGUGAAAUUUUUGAUAGGUCUGCAAAAUGAAUCGUUUUAAUCGAUAAUUGUAUAGCCACAGCUGAUUUAUUCAAAUUCCGUUGAAUUAUUUUUUUACCGGACCCAUCGAUAAAAUAACUCAAAAAAGAUUCCCGUGAAGUGGCAUUCUUCAGUUUUCCGAUUCAAAUAAUUUCCAUUCAAUCGAUUCUUGUUUCUUGGGUAUAUACCGUAUUGUAAACAGAGUCCAUGUCUUCGAAUAAAAUAAGUAUUAUUUUUUAUGUUGGCGAAUGUUUAAAAAAUGUUAUGGAACUACUUUACGUUUUCUGACUGCACUUGUUAGUGUUAUAAAAUUUUAAUAUGUAUUUUGAAUAAAUUAUUUUCAAAGUCAAUGCCA